AUGGAGGCUUACCGUACCUACACCCCCAUGAAUCCAGAAGCUCCUGAAAACAAGGCAGCUGUGAUCAUAAGCUUUGUAAACCAGUCGGCCGCGGAUAUUAAAAGGAAACUACAAAAAGUAGAUAGGUUGGGAGAGAAGAGUUUACAGGAUUUACUGGCAGUGGCAGAGAAGGUGUACAAUAACCGAGAGUCUCCAGAAGACAGGCAAGCUCGCGUCGUGGCUGCCUCUAGCAGUAGGCAAGCUCGGGACCUGGCUAGGGUCCUGCUGGCUACGACCAUGGACUUCCCCAAGGAGCGAGACCGUCGCUUCCGACAGCUUGGGAGUCAGGGUUCGGACCCCCUCCCCGAGCCCAGGAUAACUCUCAGAGUGGAGGGGACUCCUGUUAACUUCCUUGUUGACACCGGGGCACAACAUUCGGUCCUCCGUACCCCGCAAGGAAAACUGGCGAAUAAAAAGUCCUGGGUGCAAGGAGCAACUGGUAUGAGCCAGUAUUCAUGGACUACCCGAAGGACAGUAGAUUUAGGAACAGGCCAGGUAUCCCACUCUUUCAUGGUAAUACCGGAAUGCCCCUACCCACUAUUAGGACGGGACCUACUGACCAAAAUUGGAGCUCAAAUAACUUUCAGACAAGGGGGGCCUCAGGUCACCGAUGAGGAGGGCCGCCCCAUUCAGGUCCUGACCAUGAGGCUAGAGGAUGAAUAUCGCCUCUACCAGAAGACUUCCCUGGUGGAGGGCAGUAUGGACAAAUGGCUACAAGAAUUCCCAACAGCAUGGGCAGAGACAGGAGGGGUGGGGCUGGCCGCCCACAGGGCCCCAGUCCUAGUAGAACUAAAACCAGGAGAAGGUCCGGUAAGAAUCAAGCAGUACCCUAUGCCUCAGGAGGCACGGAAGGGGAUUCAGCCUCAUAUCAGGAGACUGAAGAGCUUGGGGGUGUUAGUUCCCUGCCAGUCUGCAUGGAACACUCCCCUACUGCCGGUUAAAAAGCCCCAGACAAACGACUACAGGCCAGUACAGGACCUCCGAGAAGUAAAUAAAAGAGUUAUGGACAUACACCCAACAGUCCCAAACCCGUACACUCUCUUGAGCUCCUUGGCACCCUCUAAAGUCUGGUACACGGUAUUAGAUCUGAAAGAUGCCUUCUUCAGUCUACCCCUAGCACCUCAAAGUCAGUCCCUGUUCGCCUUUGAGUGGCAUGACCCAGAGGAGGGCUUCAGUGGACAGCUGACUUGGACACGCCUACCCCAGGGGUUCAAAAACUCGCCCACCAUCUUCGACGAGGCGCUGCACGAGGACCUGGGUGAGUACAGAAGGGAACGCCCCAACCUCACCCUCCUCCAGUACGUAGAUGACAUCUUGAUUGCUGCAGACACAGCCAAGGACUGUGAGCGGGGGACCCAAGAUCUAUUGGCCACCCUGGGGGCCUUAGGGUACCGGGCAUCCGCGAGGAAGGCUCAGUUAUGUCGAGAAAGGGUGAGUUACCUGGGAUACAUCCUGGAGGGCGGGCAGCGGCGGUUAUCGGAUGCCAGGAAAGAGACUGUUUUGAAAAUCCCUACUCCCACCUCCCGAAGAGAAGUAAGGGAAUUCCUAGGAUCGGCCGGCUACUGCUGCCUCUGGAUACCGGGUUUUGCCGAAAUCGCCAGGCCCCUAUAUGAAGCUACCAAAGAGGGAAAGGCGUUUGACUGGACUGAGAAAGAUGAAGCUGCCUUUAGGCAGUUAAAGAAGGCCCUUCUAGGUGCCCCAGCCCUGGGCCUGCCAGAUAUUACAAAGCCCUUUCACCUCUUUGUGGAUGAACACAAAGGGAUAGCGAAAGGGGUCUUGACUCAAGCUUUAGGCCCCUGGAGCCGCCCAGUGGCUUAUUUGUCCAAGAAGUUAGAUCCUGUAGCUGCCGGCUGGCCACCAUGCCUGAGAAUUAUCGCGGCAACAGCGCUCUUAGUCAAAGACGCUGACAAACUGACCCUGGGGCAGGAAAUCUGGAUUACAACCCCACAUGCCAUUGAGGGAGUCCUGAAGCAGCCUCCUGACAGAUGGAUGAGUAACGCUCGUAUAACCCAUUACCAGAGCCUCCUACUCAACCCUCCAAGAGUACGGUUCCACCCCAGUGCGGCCCUCAAUCCCGCUACUUUGCUGCCCGACCCUGACUUAGAUGCCCCACUACACGACUGUGCGGGAAUCCUAGAGCAGGUGCAUGGACUCCGGAAGGACUUGACCGACCAGCCCCUCCCUGAUGCAGAGGCCACCUGGUUCACGGAUGGGAGCAGCUUCGUGCGGGACGGGUGCAGGUACGCGGGUGCAGCGGUGGUCACUGAAACGGACACUGUGUGGGCGGAGGCCCUGCCCUCCGGGACGUCAGCCCAGCGAGCAGAACUCAUCGCCCUUACUAAGGCACUGACGCUGGGGGCUGGAAAGCGGCUUAACGUUUACACAGACAGCCGUUAUGCAUUUGCUACAGCUCAUGUCCACGGAGCAAUCUAUCAGGAGAGAGGGCUGCUGACGGCAGAGGGACGGACAAUAAAAAAUAAGCAAGAGAUUCUCGAUCUGCUUGCAGCCUUAUGGCUUCCUGCCAAGUUAGCCAUAAUCCACUGCCAAGGGCACCAGAAAGCUGAUGACCCGGUGGCAAGAGGUAACCAAAAGGCUGACCAGGCUGCGAAGGCAGUAGCCCUUACCUCGGUCCCUACCAUGGCCUUACAACUCCCAGACCCAGGGGACCCAGUCUUACCAGACCAGCCCAAGUACUCCCAGGAAGAAUUGCAACGCAUCAGAAAGCUCCCCAGAGCCCAUGAAAUAAAGGGAUGGUGGCAUACACCAGAAGGGGAACUCAUACUACCAGACCGGCUCGGGGACACGGUAUUAGAACAUAUGCACCGGUCUACUCACCUGGGGACCCGGAAAAUGAAGGACUUAAUUCGACAUGCUGGGAUCAAGAUUCACCAGCAGGAUACCAAGAUAGAUCAGGUUGUAUCUGCCUGCAAGACCUGUCAACUCACAAACACAAGAGCUGGAUCAAAUGAAAGAGGGACCAGGCUCAGAGGCACCAAACCGGGAGCACAAUGGGAAGUCGACUUCACUGAAAUUAAACCAGGGAAGUAUGGUUAUAAAUAUCUUUUAGUAUUUGUAGAUACCUUCUCUGGCUGGGUAGAGGCAUACCCAACCAAGCAUGAAACAGCUCAGACGGUGGCCAAGAAGCUGCUCGAAGACAUCUUACCCAGGUAUGGUUUUCCUGCUAUGAUAGGGUCCGACAACGGGCCAGCCUUUAUUUCACAGGUAACACAGGUAGUAACCAGGGCUAUUGGGGCAAAUUGGAAAUUACAUUGUGCUUAUAGACCCCAGAGUUCAGGUCAGGUAGAAAGAAUGAACAGAACUCUAAAAGAGACCCUUACCAAAUUAACCAUGGAGACUGGUGGGGACUGGGUGGCUCUCCUACCAUAUGCCCUUUACCGGGUAAGGAACUCCCCUUACACCCUGGGCUUUACUCCCUAUGAAAUCAUGUUUGGCAGGCCACCCCCUAUCAUUCCUAACCUUAAAGCUGACCUUCUCGCUGAAUUUGAAAAUCAAGAACUAUCUCUUUCUUUGAGAGGGCUCCAGAAGGCACAUGAGGACAUUUGGCCACGCCUCCGCGCCAUCUACGAAGCCAGCCCAACCCCAACUCCUCAUCAGCACAGACCAGGAGAUUGGGUCUACGUCAGAAGGCACCGCCGGGAGACCCUAGAACCACGUUGGAAAGGUCCCUACACUGUGGUGCUGACCACCCCCACCGCUCUCAAGGUAGAUGGCAUCGCGACCUGGGUCCACCACACUCACGUGCGGUCAGCGGAUCCAUCCAUGACCCGGAAAGACUUCAUCACCAAAUGGAGCAUCGAUCGAGAUCAAUGCAACCCGCUCAAGCUCAAGCUACGGCGUGCUCGACCUGCCUGAUGCCGGUAACAUGACUUGCGAUCACUCCUGUCACCAGGAGCCCCCACAAUACUGUGUAAUACACGUAGAUAAUGCCUGCAUCUUCAUGGACAAGGCUCCAAAGAGACAAGGACA
Messenger RNA from Myotis daubentonii (Daubenton's bat), 4026 nucleotides. RefSeq lists its product as uncharacterized. NCBI's taxonomy places the organism in Eukaryota, Metazoa, Chordata, Mammalia, Chiroptera, Vespertilionidae. The coding region runs from base 1 to 3912 and encodes 1303 amino acids. The record is from RefSeq and is a predicted model, not a curated record. The transcript is spliced from 2 exons.